Messenger RNA from Moneuplotes crassus, 882 nucleotides. Lineage: Eukaryota; Ciliophora; Spirotrichea; Euplotida; Euplotidae. The record is from the annotation of a GenBank genome assembly.
UAAUUGAUUAUCAAUUACCCACUUAACACAAUGGACCCCCAGGAAGAAGAUAUAGUGAAUUUGGAUGAAGAUUCUCCUCAUGCAGGCAUUUCUGAUAACUUAAACAAUAUGAGAAUUAACAACAACAAUAAUGAAGAGAAUACCAAAAAUGAAGAGGAUAAAGAGCAGGCUGAGAGGAUGGUCCCUCUUGAUAAUAAUAGCUAUCCCGAUAUUAACCAUAACGACUCUGAUGAAGACCAGGCUAUAGGGUCAGAUAAAGGGAAUCGUGAGGAUAGAAAGGAGCCUCACAAUAAUCAGAAUGAUGAAUUCGAUUUCCAUCCAGUAAAUAAUCUUAACUCAGAUAUUUUCGACAACAGAAAUGAGGAUGAAGAUUGGAACAACAUGUGGACUACCCCCGUUAACGGAGACUCUUCUCCGAACAACAAUAGUUUUAACAAAGCAGAAGUCGGCUCUGAUAAUGAUUAUGCCGAAGAUGAAUUCAAAGAGGAAGAUAGAUGGGACUAUGCCCAUAAUAACGGCGGAGGAUGGGAUGCAUUCGGAAACAAUGGAAUACAAUAUCCGCAGAUAUCCAUUAAUGAUGGUCCACCCGCUUAUUACCAAAGUAUCCAUAACAGAUGGAAUAAAGAUUCAGAUUCCUCUUCAAACAAAGGAGAUGAUGAAGACGGCUUCAAUUGGAACAAUAAUGAUGAAGAAGAUAUCCCAAGUAUUUGGAACAAGCCAAAGGUAGAAAUUACAGCUAAAAGGACAUACAAACCUCUAAAGUACCCGAAAAAGACUGUGUAUGUUGAUGAUGAUAGUGAAGAAGAGAAAAUAGUAACCUAAUCAGAAAUCUAUCAAGCCAACACCCGCAUUCAAUUAAUUAAGCAGGCAUCAUUAUUCAAC